This is a messenger RNA of Phaedon cochleariae (mustard beetle), 742 nucleotides long. NCBI's taxonomy places the organism in Eukaryota, Metazoa, Arthropoda, Insecta, Coleoptera, Chrysomelidae. The record is from the annotation of a GenBank genome assembly.
UGACCCAGUCGAUAACCAGAUCGUUUUACUAAAAGAUAAAGCACUGGGAUUGACCCGAAGUGAAGUCUUUCGGUUCAUCUCAGGAAAUACAAAGUAUAGAGAUAAUGAACCUAUAAAAUCGAAGAUGGAGAAGAACACAGAAGUUGAAAGAGCACUAUUGGCAUAUUUAUUAAUGCCCCAUUUUGAUGCAACCUUUACUAAAUAUCUAGCUAACUAUCAAAAUGAUGAAGUUUGGGAAAUAUCUAUACUUGAUUAUUUGGUGAUCAAAUCAACAUCCAAAGAGCUGGAGGAAAAACCCGAGGGUAGAAUAUUUGGUGCUAGUCCAUUGGAAGAAAGAAACAGAAGGGUUGUUCAAGAAGAAAAUGUUAUGAAACUUAUGGGGAAUCACGUACCUGAUCAAUUGAUGGCACCCAACGGGUUAGAGAUGAUUAAGAAAUUAUAUUCAUUUAGAUACUUGAAAACUGUAUAUUUAAACCACACUGUGCAACGAAUUAGCCUUGAUUUCAAUAAAUGGAACAACUCUAUGAGACAUCAAUCUAUGAGCAUGCCAGCAGGUGCCGUCCUGGAUAAAUGGUUCGGGACUAACUGGUAUGGUAUGAUCAUGAAAUCCUUUCAAGAAUCUUUAGUCUAUUAUAAAGAUCAUCAUGUUGAGCGUCAUUGGUUAGUUCAAGAAGGCGGAAUUGAAGAAAUGGCACGAGCAACUUGGUCAUACUUUUUCAUAGCUGGGGUUGAGCAAGCUUGA